Molecule: messenger RNA, 7734 nt
Organism: Mercenaria mercenaria
Lineage: Eukaryota; Metazoa; Mollusca; Bivalvia; Venerida; Veneridae
Exons: 5
Coding region: 231-1532 (433 amino acids)
Molecular function (GO): protein binding
Source: RefSeq, a predicted model, not a curated record
ACCACAAAAUUAAAAUUCCAUUUGCAAAUACAGGUGCUAGAGUAAAGAAAUUUGCUGUGACGGGCGUAUAUUGUGACAUUCUGGCACUCUUGUUACGUAUUAAUUUUCAGUUGUUAUUUUUAGAUGUUAGAUGGACUUGGAUUGAAGGCUCUGAAGGAUCAAGUGUUAGUGCAACUAAAUCCAACCCAGGAGGAAGAAGUGGUGCAGCAUAUUGGGAACAGGAAAACCAAAUGGCUAUCUGGAUGUUUGGGGGAGAAUUUCAUGUUGAAAAUAGCCAGCCAGGUUUGAGGAAUGACCUCUGGAAAUACAGUAUGUCUAAAAUGUCUUGGAGUUUGGUUCAUAAUGGUUCAGCAGAGAAUAGGCAAGAUGUUCCAGGUCCUCGCCAGCUGGCUGCUGGGUGUGGGGUGACUGAAACUUACUUUGUAUUGUUUGGAGGGCUUGGUCCUGAAGAGAAAGUUCUUGGUGAUUCCUGGAUUUUCUAUAUUCCAGAUAGUAAAUGGUAUACGUUGUCAGAUUUUCGUAACAGAGUUUCUGCAAGUAACUCCACCCAGACAGAGGGGCCAUCACCUAGAGGAGACAUGGCAGUAUGGUGUACUGGUGGGGACAUGUUUAUUUUUGGUGGUUUUGAUGAAAACAGUGGACUACAUCAUGCUUUAUGGAAAUUUAGUUUAUCAACAUUGUCAUGGACUCAGUCAGAAUCAUCAGCAGAGCUUCCUGCUGAUCAUGAGUUUGUAAAGCAUCUAAAUUACCCCAGUGGAAGAUCAGGAGCCACAACUUGGGUAUCAGAUGAUAGGCUCUUUAUGUUCGGUGGUAACAUAUUAGCAAAUAACUUGCGAUCCAAGCAUAUGAUGAUAGGGAAUGUAGGAGAUCUCUGGGAGUAUGAUAAACUGCAGGAUUUAUGGUUGUAUUAUACAGGCCCCCAGAAAGUCUGCAAUACUGCCACUCAGUUUGGUGACCUGGGUUCGGCAUCCACCAGAUCUAAUCCAGGUUGCAGACGACGGGCUUCAUCAUGGACUGACACUCAUGGAAACCUUUGGAUGUUUGGGGGAGAUGGUAUCGACAACUCUCAAGCGUCUUUAUCAGUGUUUGCACACUCAAAGUUGUUGUCAGAUAUUUGGUUUUACAACCUUAACACAAACAUGUGGACUUGGAAAGGAGGUGAAAAAGCUGGUGACCAGAAAGGAAAAUUUGGAAAAAAAGGUCAAAGUUCAAAGAACAAUCUUCCAGGAUCAAGAUGUGAGAGUGUGGUUUGGCAGCAAGAAAAUAAUUUCUACCUGUUUGGGGGAGUUGGACAUGAUGCAAAUGGUAAAGAUGGCUAUUUGGAUGAUGUCUGGAUGUUGGACGUCCAUCUUGACCAGUCUGUAGAGCUCAACGCUCCCACUGCCUUACCUGUGUUUGGUAUGAUUUUCUUCAGCCUUGGACUUGUCAUCUUAAUAUCAGUGCUGUAUCUCUUCAGUCGCAGAUACUUCCAGGUUACAUCUGGUACAAACAAGGGAAAAUACAGCAGAAUUCCUCUAGAUCCUGAACAGUAAAAUUUAACUUUUCAGUUUUUCAUUACAUUCCAUGCUGGGCAGAAAUAUUUUUAGCUCGACUAUUCAUAGAAUAGUGAGCUAUUGCACUCGCCCAUGCGUCGGCGUCGGCGUCCGCGUCCCGAUUUUGGUUAAGGUUUUGUAUGUAAGCUGGUAUCUCAGUAACCACUUGUGGGAAUGGAUUGAAACUUCACACACUUAUUCACUGUGACAAACUGACUUACAUUGCACAGGUUCCAUAACUCGAUUUUGCUUUUUUACAAAAUUAUGCCCCUUUUUCGACUUAGAAAUUUUUGGUUAAGGUUUUGUAUGUAAGCUGGUAACUCAGUAACCACUUGUGGGAAUGGAUUGAAACUUCACACACUUAUUCACUGUGAUGAACUGAUCUACAUUGCACAGGUUCCAUAACUCUAUUUUGCUUUUUUACAAAAUUAUGCCCCUUUUCGACUUAGAAAUUUUUGGUUAAGGUUUUGUAUGUAAGCUGGUAUCUCAGUACUUACUAAUGGGAAUGGAUUGAAACUUCACAUACUUGUUCACUAUCAUGAUCUGACAUGCACUAAGCAAGUCCCAUAACUCUACUCUCUUUUUUUUCAAAAUUAUGCCCCUUUUUCGACUUAGCAGUUUUUGGUUAAAUUUUUGUAUGUAAUCUGAUAUCUCAGUAUCCACUAAUUGGAAUGGAUUGAAACUUCACACACUUGUUUACUGUCAUGAUCUAACAUGCACUGGGAAGGUCCCAUAACUCUACUUGGCAUUUUUACAAAAUUAUGCCCCUUUGACUUAGCAGUUUUUUGUUAAGUUUUUGUAUGUAAGCUGGUAUCUCAGUAUCCACAAAUUGGAAAGGAUUGAAACUUCACACACUUGUUCACUGUCAUGAUAUGACAUGCAGUACAGAGGUUCAAUACCUCUACUUUGCAUUUUACAAAAUUAUGCCCCUUUUUCAACUUUUGUUUUCAUUCAAUUGACAAGGCUGUUGAAUAGUCGAGCGUUGCUGUCCUCCGACAGCUCUUGUUUAUAUGGUUGUUAGAGAGUUGAUUAUUUUGCUAUGUUGAAACAAAGACUCAGGGUAGCUGCUGUUCAGUACAAGUCAUGUAAAUUGAUAUUUUGAUUGAUAGCCAGGUACUUACUUUCAUAUUGUAGCUGAAUCUUACAUGCAUAUCUGGACGUUAAAUCAUUGAUUAUAUUCUGUUGAUGGCCUCAUAAUAUCAGGUAUCAAGUAAGCUAAAAAAAGAACAGAUACAGUAAUAUUAAAAUAGAACAAGAGAAUUGACAGCAGGUGAUAAAUAAAUAAAUACUGCAAAGUCUGUCAGUUCACUUACAUAUGGUUUAUUAAUUACAAAGUCAUAUAAAAAUAUUCUAUGAAUUUUGACCUUAAAGUUGUCAUUUCUUGUAUUUUUUUUUUACAAAAAUUGACAGUUUAAAACCUUUUAAAAAAAUAGGAUAUAAUCAGGGUUUCAGAAAUCCCAUGUCCGGAGCCCGGGGGCUACCAGAAAAUUCUGCUGGGCUAAUAAAUUUUUUCAGAGCGUGCCCGCCGGGCUACCUUGAAACUUCGUAUCGAGUAGCCCGGAAAUCAAUAAUUUAGUCUUCAAAUAUAAUUUUGAUAGUUGUCUAUAAUCCCCUUGUUUAUCAAGAGAUACACACCCAAGGCUUUAAUUAUUAUCACCUAUUCUGUCAUAAUCGGCAAACAAUUAACCGUUAAAUCGUACCCGCAAGCAUUUACAAAAACGUGCACGAGUGAUUUUAGACUGAUCCAGUAACACCAAAGUUGCUGAUCGGUAUUGUUUAAAACAAUAUGCAAACCAGUCUUAAAAUUACGUCAUUUUAGCGCCACCUGCCAAAGUGAACUUUCGGUUUCGCUGACCUCAAUAUUUAUCAAGCGAUCAGAAAGAACAGAUGUUUGAUUUUGAGGCAGUUUAGUGCCUACACUGAUUGUUUAUGCUUUUCGAUUUAAAUACUUGCUUAACAUGCAAAAAAAUCGACCAUGAUUUAGCAAAAUAUCAGAAAGUAUACAGAAUUUUGGACAAACAUAAAUUCGGAUAAGUGAAUACACAGUGCCAAGAAUCUGAGUGACGUUAUAUACGCGGUUCUAGUCCGUUUAUUAAACCAGACAGAUGUUUAGAAUCAGACAGAAUUAUUAUGUCAACUUUAAAAAUUUUUCAGAUAAAUUACAAUUCAUACAGCUCUAAGGAAUUUGCAAGUUUAUAAAAAUUGAUUUGCGUUCUCUAUUUAUUGCCAUGUUGCAAUAACUAUCAGGAGUACUCCUGAUAAUAUUUCUCAGUUUAAAUACAUGUACCGGUUUUAUCUUUUAAAAGGAGAAAAAGGAGUAAUGAUAAUUGCUAUUUAAGAGAACAAAAUUUAUAACAAUGUGCAUAUGGCUAAAAUUGUGAAACCUCUAAUAAUUUAAUCAGUCCAUCCACUGUAGUAUAGAAGCACAUAGUAAAUAAACCGAAAUGGCCAUUGCCCAAUAAACUUAAAUGUCCAGGCUACCAGAUUAAAAUUUUGGUAGCCCAAUGAGCUACCAAUAAAUUUGCAGAUUUCUGAAACCCUGAUAUAAUGUAAAAGAAUUUUGAGGCUUUCGUUUUUGGUUUUUGAAUUUUUGUCCAUUAGCUAACAACCGUUGCCAUUAGCUUUCAGCAAGUGAAACAUUUCUUACGAGAGCUUUUUUGCCCACCGGAAAAGGUAGUACAAUAUGGUUUUUCUUGUGAAUUUAAUAUAACUUAAAGAGAAACGUGUUGUUUCUAUGUUCCUGACACUCAGUAAAUAUGUGCAUUGUUUGGCUUUUAAUAGGAUUGUCAGUGUUGUAUGUUUACUUGAAUGAAAUUUCUGUUGUCACAGUUGAGAUUUUUUUUAAAUAAUUGAAAACACUACAAAGUUAUCAAUGCAAACUUGGUUAAACUUUUCAAAUUGGUUAAAAACUGCUAUCAAAGAUUUUUGUUAAAAGGAAAUGUCUGUGUACAUAGGCAGUAGUAAGAACUCAUAGAGCAAAAACUUCUGAAAUGUUUAUAUUUUAAAGAUGUUAAUUUGUAUAAAUAUGUUUAUUGUUUUUUUGCCAGGUUUCACCUAAGUGGCUUAGUAAAACAGUCAGGGCUUGAGCUAGGGGGCAAAUGAGCAAAAUAUUCACUUCAGAGUGUCUAAGUCCAACCCAAACAUCAAAAAUUCAGUUCGCACAGUUUUUUUAUCCACUAAAUUUUGACCAUUGGCCUUUUGACAGUUUGCAAGCAUGUCAACAUUUUAGGUCAAUCCACUUCGCUAAAUAAACUUGAUGAAGAAAUCUCCCUAAGAUUUGAACCAAACUUGAGCCCUGUAUAUCUUCGGAAAAACAGGUUGGGUUAUCAACAGAAUCUGAUAUAGAUAACAUUAUUACCAUUUUUAUCAGGGAAAUUUAGGAGUGACAUAAAUUGAUAUUGUACACUUGUUUUACAAGAUUUUUUUUUGGACAAAACACACUUUCUUAGUCACAAUGUCUGAUAGAAAGUUUUUGUGAUAUUUUACAUUUACUUGUUUGUGUUAAAUUUGAUGUUCUUUGUUAAUCAGUUGUUAUACUUUUAUAGACAAAGAGAAAUUUUCUGAAUGCAAUAAAUUAAAAGAUCCAUCAGCAUACUUUAAGUUAUUAUAAAUACAAAAUAUUGCUCAUAAAGUAGUAUGACAAGAUGGCAGAAUGAUGCGAAAUUUUAUUAAUCUGUGUUCAUUUAGAUAACAUUGAAUAAUUGUUUGGGAGAGACACUUUUUGCAAGAAUAUUUAAGCAUACACAUACCGUAUAACCCCGUUUAAACGCCCCCGGGGGCGAUGCAUUUUACGAAAAAUUUGAUCCAAACAAUGUCAGUAACUCGUAUAAACGCCCCCCUGUUCAUCCCAAUUCAUGCACUGACAUAUUAACCCGAUACGUCAUCGUACUGGGAAUCUGUGUAAAGUCGCGCGCUGAGUGACGUGAUCCGAGUUAAAUUCGAUCAAUACUGUAGUGUUUAUAGCCCAGAUGUUUAUGUGGAUUUACCUGCACGUAGCAUACUCAGUACUUACACACAGUAGAUUUAUUUGGUUUAUUUGUGCCAUGCCUGUUGACGUGUUUAAAAGUUUGUGUUAAUAAAGUGUGUUUUUUUUUUGAAAUUCAUUUGUAUUGUUAUGGAAUUGUUAUUAUCUGGAUAUUAUUGUGUUGGAUCUAGGACCAAUUUUUGAAGAAUAAACCCGUAGUAAAUUUUACCAUAUUUGGAACAGUCUACAUCGCCAGUCAAUACACUAUAUCGUAAAUCGAGUCAUUCAAUUUGAUAACGGUUACAUAGUGACACCUCCAAAUAAGGAAAUCCGAUAUCACGGUUCAUACAUAUUCGGGCAUGCGUAGUCAGUGUGUAAACCAAGCUUGCAACAGCUGAAAAACUGGGACAUGUGUUUUGGAUAUAUUAACCUCAAAUAUCCGGCUGUAUAAUUGUAACAGCAUCAUUGUUAAAGGUAUAACUGACACAGUGGCACGCACGGGGAUUGUAGGAAUAUGUGAUAUUGCACAGCAUCGAAAAACAGCAACAACAACAACAACAAGUCUUGAUAUGCAGAGAAAAUAAGAUUCUGCAAUGGCGCUGUUGUCUGUCGUUUCUAUUCUGAGAAUAUCUGUCAGUUUCAACACGAAGUUUAUGAGAUGCAAGCCUUAAUCGCGCCAAAGCAACACAAUAUUUGGGAGCUCUGCGUGACGUUUACAUCGAUAUAUACACUCAGCCAAUCAGCGAUUGCUAUCUUUCACUAAUUUUAUACCUGGUGCGUCAUAGUUCUUGGGUUGUAACAGUCGUUAAUAUGUAGUAUCUAACACGUGGAAGAGUCUAGAGGGUCAGUCAGCUAACCAACCGACAUAAUACCAACCAAUGAAAAGUAUUGUAAAGAAGAACUCGUAUGAACUUGAUAUUUUUUAAGAUAAUUUCCCUAUAUGUUUAUAUUGUCUGCGUUAUUCGUCUGCGUUUUAAUCCGUGCCCAUUUCAACCCAGGACAUUUCGGCCCCUCAGAAAUAUUUUUUUUUAUGUUUUGAUCCAAUAUUACUUUGACUUAGUUUCUGAGGACAAUUAAGACUUUAAAACACAAUUUAGAGUCUUUUUAUCAGGUAUAAUGAUUAUGAAAUCUUUUUUAGGAAAUGCUGUUGCUGAGUUAGACCAUUUAGUGUUAAUAAUUUUAUACCUGUAAAUGAUGUAAGAAUAUAUAGUUUGUGUGUGUGUAAUUUGUUAGUAUUGUACACAAAUAUUCGUAACUACGGAUUUAAUCUAAAAUAUAGUUUAUUCAAUUAAACAAUCAACAGACAUUUUUUCACCUGGUUAGCUAGGUGUUCGGGGUUUGAAACAUAGCAUAGUUACUCCUUUAACACCUCAUUAAUCAAUCAAAGGCACGUGUUAACUCUCGUUAAUAUUGUUUAUUGUGUGGACAUUAAAGUCUUAAUCUUUCGACAUCAAAGUGGUCUCAUUAGGACAGUCCGGAAAACGCAGAUAUAUUAAUAACUUUACUAUUUCAUGUGUAACUAUCUUCAUACCAAAGUAUUAAUAAAAAAAACGUACAUUCUUCGAAAUAUUGAUUUAAUGGCAUAAUGACAUUAAAUAAAACCGAUCCAUUGAUAUCUACGUUGUUUAUCAGUUCACGAACUCUACUCUGAACAUGUUAAAUAUAUAGUUUCAAGUUUAUUGGCAUAAUCAGCAAAAACAAUUUGCCUAAUAUAGGCCAUUUACAAAUAAUAAGCAAGAAAUAUGACAAAGACAAUCAGCACAGCAAUAGAUUUCACAUAGAAAAUAUAUAUGAAUAGUUCAGUUUAAGAAACAGUCAUAAUUCAAGAGUAUUUUUAGGAACUUCAAAAUAUGUUAUACAUAGUAUCUUUAAUAGUUAUCUUUAAAAGGUAUUAAUAAAUACACCACUUUUCAAAUAAACUAACAUCUUUUAACCUACUAUGAAUAUCAUGGAAAGGGGUCAAAAUGUCCAAGGAGUUGGGGUUGAAAUGUCUUGGGGUCGAAUUGUCUCUGGGGGUUGAAAUGUCUUGGGGUCGAAAUGUCUUGCUAACCAAAGAAGUAUAGAUUUAUACAUUUUUAUUUUUACCAGUAUAGCUCUUUGCUUAAACUCACCCUGUGCCUGCACAGUUGAUAAGUAGAAAAUUUUCCAGGUAAUAAUUUUAAUAACAAAAAUGUGUUGAUAUUCAUAACGAUGAUACUAGGCUAUUGAAGGAUACUAAAUAUAAGGGAUAUUACAUUA